CUCCCUGUACCUGGCCUUAGCAUCAACGCCGACUGCACUUGAUAGUGAGACGCAAGGCGGCGCUCAUGCUCAGGCGAUUGCUGAAGACAUAUAAGAAGCAGCCAUAGACACUUCAUUGUGAAGCACAUCUUCCAAUCGAUCCCCAGCUUGGUAUAUCCCGGAUUGCCCUUGACUCUUGUCUAAUUUCGGAAUCUUACGCACAGAAUCCGCUUCUCCCAAAUCAAAAGAUCAAUCAAACACUACAGAGGAUAUCUGCUCGUUCAGCAUAUUCAGCAUGUCCAACGAUUCAUUCCAUCCAUAUGCCGACCGCCAUGUCAACCCCAACGGUGCAGGCGACGCUCGUCCCACAGCCCUACAGGUUGUGCAGGAUGAGGGUCUGGUUGGAAAAUUGAGUGACAAAGUCGUGAUUGUCACAGGCGCAGCCAGUGGUAUUGGCGUUGAAACUGCUCGCGCCAUGCACGAGACGGGUGCGAAGGUGUACAUCAUGGUUCGUGACACUAAGAAAGGUCAAGAAGUCGUGGACGAAAUUCUGGAGAAUAGUUCGAUCAAGGCAGACAUGGGUGUCAUCCAAAUCGACCUUGCUUCGCUCGCUUCUGUUCGCAAAGCUGCACAAGAAUUCCUCAGUAAGGAGAGCAAACUCAACAUCCUCAUCAACAAUGCUGGAGUCAUGGCGAUUCCAGAGCGAACGCUCAGUAUUGACGGCCAUGAACAACAAUUCGCGGCCAACUACCUAGGUCAUUUUCUUUUAUUUCAACUACUCAAGUCGACACUCCUUUCUUCAGCAUCGCCGGGCUCAGAUUCGCGGGUCGUAGUCGUGUCUUCGAGUGGCCACCGCACGCAGCCACCUCAAUUCCAGGACCUUACCUUUGAGAAGAAUUACAGCCCUUGGGGUGCAUAUGGCCAAGCAAAAACAGCCACCAUUUGGAUGUCGAAUGAGAUCUUCCGACGUUAUUCUUCUCAGCAUCUCACAUCAACAUCCCUCAACCCAGGCGGGAUCUGGACACCUCUUCAGCGACACGUCUCGAAGGAGACACAGGAAUCAUGGGACAAGGAUCCGAAUGUGCCGAAAUUCAUGAAGAGUCCUGAGCAAGGGGCGGCGACUUCAGUUUGGGCAGCGAUCGGUAAGGUCUGGGAGGGUAAUGGCGCCAAGUACCUCGAGGACGUUGGCUUGUCAUACGAAGUUGAUAAAAGCGGAGAUGUCAGUCCUGGUGGUUACGCUGCUCAUGCUUUUGAUGCUGAAGGGGCAGAGAAGAUGUGGAAAGUCAGUUGUGAGCUCACAGGGGUCAAAGAUGACUGAAAAGUGUAUGAAAGUCCACACCUGAAUAUCUCACUGCAACAAUGAGGACGUCUCUGGUCUGUAAACAUGGAGCUAAAUUUUGUAUAUGUGCAAUCCCUGCUUCGAAAUGGAUGCAAUUUCGUAGCUGCUUCAAUCCUGAAUUGUUUAUGGAGUACGAGCAUUUUUAACUAGCCUCGGCUACGCAGCGGGGGUCGGCAAAUCGAGUGACCCGGUUAUGUUCUCUA
This is a messenger RNA of Pseudovirgaria hyperparasitica, 1521 nucleotides long. RefSeq names its product NAD(P)-binding protein. The transcript is spliced from 3 exons. The record is from RefSeq and is a predicted model, not a curated record. The coding region runs from base 275 to 1297 and encodes 340 amino acids. Lineage: Eukaryota; Fungi; Ascomycota; Dothideomycetes; Acrospermales; Acrospermaceae.